This is a messenger RNA of Effrenium voratum, 1572 nucleotides long. NCBI's taxonomy places the organism in Eukaryota, Dinophyceae, Suessiales, Symbiodiniaceae. The record is from the annotation of a GenBank genome assembly.
AGUGGCUCAGCCGCACAGGUUUCCAUGCAAGCAAGGUGCCAACGAAUGUCGCUGCAUGGUCUCCUGGGACUCUGGUUUCUGGGAUGCCAUGCGAGCGUGCAGAGUGCGCAGAGUGCGCAGAGUGCGCAGCCCGAUUCCAGUGUCUUGGUCUUCCGACACUGCCCCAGAUCCACCAAACCCGAACUUCAGGGCAGGACUUACAACAACUACUCCCAGCAGCCAUUCCCUGACUUUCCUGUCGCACCCAUGCUUUGCCUUCCUAGAGGCCUCGACAUCCUGCAAGCGCAAGGACGCUUCCUGAAGGCAAGUCUGCCAGAACCAAUCCACGUGGUGGCAGAUGAUGUUGAGAGAGACAAACAGACAGCAAGUGCUUUGCUGGAGGGAUUGGGCUUGACCAGCGACGUCUUGACCGUGAGCAGUGCUCCCUUCAGUAAGUCGGAUGGAUGUCCAGACUUGCCUGAAGCGGAAGCAUUAAAGGCCUUGGAGGAACAGGUCCGGCGCUUUCCGAACCCCGCCAGCUACACGAAUUUGACGCAGAGGCUUUGGGAGGUCUUGGGGGAUGGCGCCGCUGGAGACUGGCCCGCCUGGCCCUGCGCAACGAAGCAACUCCACCUCGGCGGCUCCUGCUAUGUGUCGAGCGCGAUUAUGGAACGGUUCCUCAUGGAAUGGGCCGGUGGUAUGCCCAUGGCGUGGUCGAAGCUCAGGCCGUGGGAGCUGCCCUCGUUUCUGCAGCUCCACGUCUGGGCGCGCACGGCCGCCACCGCGGCCCAGCUGGUGGCGCGCGACCAGGCCUCCAUCGCCUUCUGGGUGCUGAACGCCUUGGCUGAGAAGGGCACCCAAAUCUUCACCGGCCACGACAGCCAGCUGAACGCUCUGCAGGCCAUCUUCGAGCUCUACUACACGCCCACGCCCUGGCCUCCCCAGGCCACUUUGCCGGCCUCUGCCCUGCGCUUCGACCGCACCGGGAGCAAGGUGACCAUUACCUACCACUACGUGGACUUUGCCGAGGACAGCGGAGCAAUGAUCCAGGUGCCGGUGGCGCUGGAAAACUCCUUCGGGCAGGUGGAGGUGAGCCACUUGCUGCGCAAGGCGCUACAGAACACGGUGAUGGAAUGUGUGAAUCAGCCCAGGGAGGUCGUUCAGAUCUGAGUGGAAGUCAGCCACAGCCAUCCCCAAGUUCAGCUGUAUAGCGAUUCAGUGCACUGCGGAUCCAGCUGGCUCCACUUUAAGUGGAUCCACUUUGAUUGUUUUUUUCACGUCCGCGCAGCGUAGUUCGGGUCGGGAGAAGUAAGCCUCUCGACAAAGCAGCGAUGGCCAGCAAGAGGGCCGUUUGAGUAGGAACAGGAAAGGAGAUGAAAUGCUUCCCUGCAAACUCAUAGAAGGAACGCAAAAGGGGAGUCCAUUUCCCAAAAUGAUCCUCCGGAAACCGUUGGGGUUCCAUGAACAUCUGCAGGAGGACCAGUAGUUUGCCAAGUGGUUUGGAAUGGGCACGCUGUUAGGUCUCCCAACUUACAGGCUUGCCGGAACAUUCCGGGCGUUCGGCCGACACAUGCAACACUUGGACCAAGGAGG